CGUCACAAUAACCAGGUUUCCUAGAAACGUGACGCCUUAAACGGCACGAUCACUUGGUUUCGUAGAAACACGCACUACUAAGAUAAUGAUCUAUUGUAAAAAUGAUAAACCUUAAAACAACAAAUAAAAACUAAUAAAUGGCGGUUUACGUAGAAAUUUCGAAGACGAAACAUUUGACGUAUUCGCCGCUGAACGAGAAGCACAACAUCCUUUACAGCCGGGCGCGUACGAACGUUAACCAGCGCCAUAUACAGAAACCCUGGUUCGACCUCAAUCCGUUCCUGGAUCGUGAAGACCACACGGCGGUGUCACUCGAGAGGUACCGCCCCGAAGAUGACGAGGGGCUCCUGCCCCUUCAGUCGCUGGUCAUUGUGGAGGACUACUCCAGCGAUAAGCCGCACUACGGGAAAGAGUUCAAAAUAGACGAGUUUUGGGAACAUCUGUUCUCGAAAGAUUGGAACAAUGGCUAUUCAUUGCGCGUUCUGGAAGGUCGUCUGCAAGACCUGUUGAUCACGUGUCUGGUGACCUUGAUACAUGGCGACCGUGUCACGCAGCACAGUACCAUGGCGUACGCAAAGAACAGACGGCAACGGAACUCUAUAUAUAAACCCUCACAAAAGAAGCCUGAACUGAAGCCGUAUGAGGAGACGCUACUCCUGGAGUUCAUUUACUAUGGGCGCGUUAUGAAAUCAAAUGCGCACGAAACAGAGGCGAGUUCAGAUGGCUAUCCGAAUGUGACGACAUGCAGCGCCACCACAUAUGUGUCGUCUGAACUGGAAACCACUGACCUAGACGUAGCAAUCUUCAAAGAGGCUUAUCAACCCAUACCCCCGGCGUCACCGUUGGAGAGUUCGAUACACAUGCGUCGUCACCGUUUGUUAUGCCGACGCAGCACACUGGAUGAAUCAGAUACAAACGUAACCGAGGUUCAGGUGGAUUCCUGCGUCCUGCAGCCUAUUCCACGUGGUAGUGCCCGGCAACGUGAAUACAGUAGCGUAUACGGCACCUCCAGCGAAGACUAUCGACAAUUGCCGCCCAAGAUCAAUCUGGAAAACUUCGCGUGCACCGAGAAGGUUUCGUAUUUGGGCGAGUUCAAUCUGUCCGAUGACAGCAGUGGGUCUGAUGACGAGGCCGACAACGAAGACUUUGGCCAACAGUACUACUUAGGCGAAAGAAAAAGAGUUACACCCGCGCUCACGUCGACGGCUGAAAAACUCAAACAGCGAAAAGCAAUUGUUGUCCAAGAACGAGCACUGAAACGAGAGCAAGCGCAGCAGAAUCAAGUUGCACCUACAAGAAAAUCCUUCAUGCCCGAGUUUUCCGAGCUUGACGUUGCCAAGUACGUCCGCAAGUCUGAAAUGCAUAUCAACCUUGAGGCGCACCGACGUGCGGAGGAAGCUAAGGUGCCGGAACUAGAAGAAUACGUCGCAAUCCCUGAGAAAGGACGAACGGAAAAAAGCUCGCAUGUUAAAAAGGAUGCAGCGAUUUCAGGAGCUCAGCGUGCGGUUUACCAACGUCAUUCGGCCAAUGAACGCUUCGCCGAUCAGGUUGGAGGGGUGACAGAUUCACAGGCAUGUAGACUGCACUGUUACAAUCAAAAGGACACUUCUUGGAAACUGAUGUCAGAGAACAGUCGCCGAAAGUUCUUGCUCAAGAAACUUGCUGAUGCUGGUGGGAAGGUGCAUUUGAAGAAACAAACGAAAAAGCAUCGAGCGGUAAAGGAGGUUCAUCAGCUACAAGUCCCCUUAAUUUACAUAACGACAGUAUCCGGGCUUACAUAUCUCCACCCGGUCAGCAAGCAAAUGCUGCAGAAGAAACGGAUAGAGAAGAUUCACACAGAAACACAAAAAUCGCAGGCAAAGGCGAAUAAUCCCCCUAGACGCCGGGCCUCUUUAGUUCCUGUCGCAGAGGACCGGAGACACUCAACUUCAAAUAAGCAGCCAAAAAGCCCGGUCCGAAUUCCCGUGAACAAGAAAUUUCCUAAAGCUAGCAUCGUCGUUGAUGAAGGAUCAUCAAGUGACUCGGAAAAUGACUCGGAACCUGACGGCCUAGAAAACUCGCCCUUUAACACUAAAAAACUGAACAUCCGCUACAGCGUGGAGAAAAUACGAAAACUUAAAGCCAAAAAGAAAUCACUGUUAGAAACCAAAAAGAGUGAAAAUAAAGAUGACGUGUUCGAUAUUCUCCGGAAGUACUACCGUAUGCAAACUGUUCUAAAAGCUUUUGGGAGAGGGCGUGGUGGGAGACGAAUGUCUGUAUUUGGCGGAAAAACGGCUUCAAAAAGGAUUGGUAGGAAAAGCAUGACAGCACAAUCAGGCGACACUGAAAGCACCGAAAAUCGCGAAAUAGGAAAACUAAAAUGGUUUAAAUUUCUAGAUCAGAAGAAACUAAAAACGACAGCCAUAACGGAUGGUGACAUCCCGCUUUUUGAAAAUUACCCCAUGGAUUUGUUUCGGAGCAACUUGGAGCGGGCGUUGGAAGAGUUUGUUGUUCGAAGAGAGGUGGUGAUAUCUGACUACAAUGCCAAGGUGUCCGUCUCCAUUACAUUCACCAAGAAAUCGGUUUUCUCCAAGCCGAAGAGCGAUGUAUAAAUCGAACACUGACGUACACAUCAAAAUAUAAUAAAUCGAAUAACUUUAAACAAUGCUAAAAAGUUGAUUAAGAUAAUACAUAUUUUAGAUCUGUUAAACCAGUGCGUUUGUAUUUAUUUUAAAAUAAUAUUAAAUCAUGUUUAGUAUUUGUCAUACAAGAUUUUAAAACUGUAUUUAUAUCGACAAAGGGUUUUUGCUCUCUUUAUGAGAAUAUAACGAUUCAAUAAAAUUAUCGGCUCGUCA
Dreissena polymorpha is the source of this 2834-nucleotide messenger RNA. RefSeq lists its product as uncharacterized. NCBI's taxonomy places the organism in Eukaryota, Metazoa, Mollusca, Bivalvia, Myida, Dreissenidae. The record is from RefSeq and is a predicted model, not a curated record.